Molecule: messenger RNA, 1716 nt
Organism: Puccinia graminis f. sp. tritici CRL 75-36-700-3
Lineage: Eukaryota; Fungi; Basidiomycota; Pucciniomycetes; Pucciniales; Pucciniaceae
Exons: 13
Coding region: 1-1716 (571 amino acids)
Biological process (GO): retrograde transport, endosome to Golgi
Cellular component (GO): Golgi apparatus; membrane
Source: RefSeq, a predicted model, not a curated record
AUGAAAACUACCUCAAGCCUCCCAUUAUUCAUUCUCCUCCUGUGGUCAUCGAUCAGCCUCUCAAAUGCCUACCAAGUCUUGAUCUCGGAUACUGAUGAUCUCAGGCAAGUCUGCUCCGGAAUGUGGCAGAAAUUCGCCAAAUCUAGAGAUCCAUACAUCGAAAUUAUCUUUGGACCGGCUUCUUCUGGCCAACUGGCUCUGGUGGUCUAUGAAUGGCAGGACGCAAAGUGGCUAGGAAUUAACCCUUCCAAUAAACAAGCAGAAAACUCAUGGCAGGAGGAUAGAGUGUAUGUUUGCACAUUAGAUGCGAUAGCACAAUCCCUCUGUACGAAGGCGGAACUCGGAGAAUUCAUCAUCUCACCGCUACCAUCUGGGGUCACACGAGAGUCGUUGAACAUUUGGACCCAACGAGUCAAGCUGGAAGCCAAACCUAACCCGGGCGACUUAUCACCGGAUACCGGUAAACAGAUGGGCUCGGGGCCGUACCGAUACAAUGUCACCAAGACUGGUUAUUACUGUGUAGGAGCCGUCCCCCUUACCGUCGGUCUCCCAACCACUUCAAAUACCACGUACAGUACCUACACUGGUGUGGUGGCGUUCGAAAAUGUAUUCAAAGGCAACUUGCCUGCUGGUGAAUACCCAAAAGUAGCUUUCUACGGAUUUGUGACGAUAAUCUAUGUCAUGGUCGGAAUCCUAUGGGGCUAUAACUGUUAUCGACAUCGGACCGAAAUCCUACCUGUUCAACAUUAUAUCUCUGGAAGUAUCUUGUUCCUGAUCGUCGAAUUAACGACCGUGUUUGGAUAUUACAAAUAUCUUAACGACUUUGGAAAUCCGUCGAUGACUCGGGCAUUGCUCGUCCUAGUUUCAAUUCUUAGUGCCGCAAGAAACGCAUUGUCAUUUUUCAUGUUGUUGAUCGUCUCUUUGGGCUACAGUAUCGUCAAAGACUCCUUAGGAUCGGUCAUGUUGAGGGUUAGACUCCUGGCUAUUGCCCAUUUUAUCUUUGGUGUGGUGUAUGCGAUCGGCAUGGCUAUUUUCCCUUUCGAAACCGCUGGAUUGUGGAUAUUCUUCAUGGUUUUCCCUUUAGCAUUUACUUUGACCGGAUUCAUGAUGUGGAUCAUGGCCGCUCUUGCUCACACUAUCCAGGACUUGGAAUCGCGUAAACAAACAUUCAAGACUCAGAUGUUUGUCAGAUUACACCGGAUCCUGAUCGGGGCCGCCAUAGUGAUUGUGAUAUUCUUUUUUGUAUCAUCGGUUUCAUUCUCGAAUCGACUACAGCAAGACUUCGCGCCAGACACAUGGCGGACGCGAUGGUUCCUGUUGGACGGUUGGCUGUCGUUGUUAUACAUGGUAUGUUUCGUGUCGAUCGCCUUCCUGUGGCGGCCGACCGAGCGAAAUAGAUACCUAGCCAUGAGUGACGAGCUGGCCCAGGACGAAGAGGCAGCCGACGAGUAUGAUGACCAGGCGCCUGAAAGGGAUGGCGCUCUUGGGGAUGAGGACGAUGGCGGGAAGGAGUGGGUACCACAGGGUGAUGGACGAGAUGCCGUGCCCCUGCAGCUACGCAGGGUUGGGGAUGAGACCGUUGUAUUCGAUAUCGGUGAAGAUGAUGAUGAUGGAGAAGAUCUCCAUAAAUCUAAAGAUCAGUUCGGUGGGAACGAUAACGAGCACCGACCGCUGAGAAGAUCAACAUCGACCGAACGACCUCCGGAUUAUCAUUGA